AGUGAGCGGAGGUUGCCCGCCUGAGGUCUGCAGCCUUCCAGGCCGUCGUCGCCAGCCUGACCCGCUCUUGCUCAGAUGGCGUCUAAGCCUGUGGGAAUUUUCGCAAUCUGGAGGCCCUGCUGCGGACCGGCUGCGGAGCGUGCAUGUGGCUGGGGCGCAGUCGGGUGUCAUGGGCUGUGGUGCAUUUAUUCUCUUAGGCCAGGUCUAGAAGGGAGGGUCUCUGCGUUGUUAGUUACCCCGUCAGCUUCGCUGUCAAUACUUUCCACUUUAUCUGGCUCCUGUUCACCUUGCCUCCUUCCCCUACCUGCACUCCUUCCUGUAGACUGCAAGACUCAACAAGUGACUUGCUGAGCAAUCCCUACCAAGAAGAGCCCUGCAUAGGGAGACAUGCGGGCAAAUACAAUAAAAGGGAAAGAACUGGCUUGACCUUUUUCUGGAGAGCCGGCUUCAGAUUAGUUACUGCUGUAAAUAAAGGGAUAGUUUUCGUUUCAGUCCAUGGCCAGCAUUACUGUUUAACUGUACAUUGCAGUGGGUGGUUGAUUCAUAAUUUAAAAGCACUAACUUAAAAAGUAAAAUCAUUUGCAUUGCCCUAAGAUUAAUUAGCAGUAAAGUAGGGCUUGAACUUGCCCAGGAGUCGGUUACCAAAUCUUAACUCGAAAGUAAGAUGGUAUGAUGAGGUUUAAGUAAUUUGUAAGUGGAAUAGAAAUUAAAUGCACUUCACACACUUGUUCUUCCUCUUUCCCCUCUAAUUCAGUGGUUGGUGUGUUUUCCUACUGCUAGCUUAAUACUGGGAUUCUCUAAGCAGCAUUACUUAGAGCUUAUAGCUGCAUUGCACCAUGUGUGGUAUUUGGGCCCUCUUUGGCAGUGAUGACUGCCUUUCUGUUCAGUGUCUGAGUGCUAUGAAGAUUGCACACAGGGGUCCAGAUGCGUUUCGUUUUGAGAAUGUCAACGGAUACACCAACUGUUGCUUUGGAUUUCACCGGUUGGCGGUGGUUGAUCAGCUGUUUGGAAUGCAGCCAAUUCGAGUGAAGAAAUAUCCUUAUUUGUGGCUCUGUUACAAUGGUGAAAUCUAUAACCACAAGAAGAUGCAACAACAUUUUGAAUUUGAAUACCAGACCAAAGUGGAUGGUGAGAUAAUCCUUCAUCUUUAUGACAAAGGAGGAAUUGAGCAAACAGUCUGUAUGUUGGAUGGUGUGUUUGCAUUUAUUUUACUGGAUACCGCCAAUAAGAAGAUAUUCCUUGGCAGAGACACCUAUGGAGUCAGACCUUUGUUUAAAGCCAUGACAGAAGAUGGAUUUUUGGCUGUGUGCUCAGAAGCUAAAGGUCUUGUGACAUUGAAGCACUCCACGGCUCCUUUUUUAAAAGUGGAGCCUUUUCUUCCAGGACACUAUGAAGUUUUGGAUUUAAAGCCAAAUGGCAAAGUUGCAUCAGUGGAAAUGGUUAAAUUUCAUCAUUGUAGGGACGAACCUCUGCAUGCCCUUUAUGACAAUGUGGAGAAGCUCUUCCCAGGUUUCGAGAUAGAAAUUGUGAAGAGCAACCUCCGGAUCCUUUUCAACAAUGCUAUUAAGAAGCGUUUAAUGACGGACAGAAGGAUUGGCUGCCUUUUGUCAGGGGGCUUGGACUCCAGCUUGGUAGCUGCCACACUGUUGCAGCAGCUAAAAGAGACCCAAGUACAGUACACUCUUCAGACUUUUGCAAUUGGCAUGGAAGACAGCCCUGAUUUACUGGCAGCUAGAAAGGUAGCAAAUCAUAUUGGAAGUGAACAUCAUGAAGUCCUCUUUAACUCUGAGGAAGGCAUUCAGGCUCUGGAUGAAGUCAUCUUCUCCUUGGAAACUUAUGACAUUACUACAGUUCGUGCUUCAGUAGGUAUGUAUCUAAUUUCCAAGUAUAUUCGGAAGAACACAGACAGCGUGGUUGUCUUCUCUGGAGAGGGAUCAGAUGAACUUACGCAGGGUUACAUAUAUUUUCACAAGGCUCCUUCUCCUGAAAAAGCCGAGGAGGAGAGCGAGAGGCUUCUGAAGGAACUCUAUCUGUUUGAUGUUCUUCGUGCAGAUCGCACUACUGCUGCCCACGGCCUUGAACUGAGAGUCCCGUUUCUGGAUCAUCGGUUUUCUUCUUAUUAUUUGUCUCUGCCACCAGAAAUGAGGAUUCCAAAGAAUGGCAUAGAAAAACACCUCCUUAGAGAGACGUUUGAGGACUCCAAUCUGAUACCCAAAGAGAUUCUCUGGCGACCAAAAGAAGCGUUCAGUGAUGGAAUAACUUCAAUAAAGAAUUCCUGGUUCAAGAUUUUACAGGAAUAUGUUGAACAUCAGGUUGAUGAUACAAUGAUGGCAAAUGCAGCUCAGAAAUUUCCCUUUAAUACUCCAAAAACCAAAGAAGGCUAUUAUUACCGUCAGAUCUUUGAACGCCACUACCCAGGCCGGGCCGACUGGCUGUCCCAUUACUGGAUGCCCAAGUGGAUCACUGCCACAGACCCCUCUGCCCGCACGCUAACGCACUAUAAGUCAGCUGCCAAGGCAUAGACUCGCCAAGCCGUAGAGUGAAAGCAAAUGUUUCAUCUUGUUGUGAACGGUAGGGGACAGUGGUGGAUAGAGGGCAAUGAGAGCUCCCCAGGUGGAAGCUCUUACUUGGGUGUGGAAGAAAUAAAACUC
Nycticebus coucang (slow loris) is the source of this 2651-nucleotide messenger RNA. RefSeq names its product asparagine synthetase (glutamine-hydrolyzing) (gene ASNS). The record is from RefSeq and is a predicted model, not a curated record. Gene Ontology annotation, cellular component: cytosol. The transcript has 13 exons. Gene Ontology annotation, molecular function: asparagine synthase (glutamine-hydrolyzing) activity. Bases 837 to 2522 code for a protein of 561 amino acids. NCBI's taxonomy places the organism in Eukaryota, Metazoa, Chordata, Mammalia, Primates, Lorisidae.